Messenger RNA from Penicillium hordei, 834 nucleotides. RefSeq lists its product as uncharacterized. The record is from RefSeq and is a predicted model, not a curated record. Gene Ontology annotation, biological process: secondary metabolite biosynthetic process. The transcript has a single exon. Gene Ontology annotation, cellular component: nucleus; cytoplasm. NCBI's taxonomy places the organism in Eukaryota, Fungi, Ascomycota, Eurotiomycetes, Eurotiales, Aspergillaceae. Bases 1 to 834 code for a protein of 277 amino acids.
AUGACUCGCCAUGCACGUCACAUCCCCGUGGACAACAGCACACUGCACCUGCCACGCAUUCUCUGUCUGCAUGGCGGGGGAACAAACGCCCGCAUAUUCCACGCACAAUGUCGAGCCCUCGAGCAAGCUCUUCGUCCAUGGUUCAGACUUUGCUACGCAGAAGGGAUAUUCCCCUCACAACCAGGAUCAGACGUCACGGCCGUGUACCGUGACUUUGGACCCUUCCGUGCGUGGAUUGACCCCACGGACACAAAUCCUCGCGGCACAUCCGAGGCGUUGCACAAGUCCAUUGCCCAAGCUAUAGCUGAAGAUAACCGACAGCACGCAACGGGCCCGUUUGUAGGCCUUCUGGGGUUCAGCCAGGGAGCCAAGGUGUGUGCCAGUCUGAUUCUGGAACAGCAGCUCAUGAGCCGGGGUGGAUCGGCUCGUGGGAUAGAGGGCUGUGGGGUUAAUUCGUUCCCGCGAUGGCGGUUCGCGGUUCUUCUCGCGGGAUGCGGUCCACUUGUCACACUCUCGCCACAAUCGGUUGAAGCAGACCUCUUUCAUAGAAUGGGUAGUUUAUGGGAGAACGACGGUUCUGAUCGUCAGAAUGACCCAAAGUGGCCCAAAAACUUAGUUCUAACUCGGGAACUCAUACAAGUACCCACAAUUCACGUUCAUGGUAUAAGAGAUCCAAACUUGGACCUCCACCAGAAGCUAUUGUAUGAAUAUUUCGACCUGCGAUACACCCAGCUGGUUGAGUGGGAUGGGGAGCAUCGAGUCCCGCUCAAGGCAAAAGACGUGAAUGCCUUGGUGGAGGAAAUCAAUUCUUUGUGGCCGUUAGUUAUGUUAUAA